Messenger RNA from Aspergillus piperis CBS 112811, 496 nucleotides. RefSeq lists its product as uncharacterized. The record is from RefSeq and is a predicted model, not a curated record. NCBI's taxonomy places the organism in Eukaryota, Fungi, Ascomycota, Eurotiomycetes, Eurotiales, Aspergillaceae. The transcript has a single exon. The coding region runs from base 128 to 490 and encodes 120 amino acids.
AUAAAUCGCUAGAAGGCCAUCGUGCCAAAGCAAAAUACAGGGUAAUUCUUUCACUCUUACUUCGCGAAAGCCUGAAACCACAACACAACGGUUUAUUCAUCUUCUCUACAAGCUGCCAAUAUUCAGAAUGACACCCGAGCAAUUCAAAUCAAUCUGGGAUGGAAUCUUCACCGGAAACCCAAGCGAAGCUCGUUCAUUUUGUGAAGAAGUACUCAACCCCAACUAUGUUCGCUUGGAGGCUGGCAGCGACCGAACGGACUUUGAGCGCGCCGUCGAGAAAAUUACUUUCUUCCGCCAAAACUGCAAGAAAAUCAAUAGUUCCUUGCUAUUAUUCGCUUACGACAACAAGAAGCUUGCUGCACGACUGAUUUGUGACUUGGCAAUGGGUGAGGAAGAGGAGAAGAAGCUUGAGGUCAUGAUUAUGGUGGAGCUUGACGACGAGGAGAAGUGGGUGUCUGCUUGGGAACUGAUCUCUCCGUAUUUGGGUUGAUUUUGA